CCUAAACAAUCCCAUCCAUCUUCUCACUCCUUUCCCCAAAGCGGCCCUUUUCCCUGGCGCAUCCGUUGUUCCUUGCAGACAUCAUCGCCGGCCACCCGUCACAAUGUCACCGACCAUCAACGUCCUCGUCUCGCCCUUCGCAGGGCUUGGCACAUCGACGAUUUCCUUCCCGCUCCAGUCGACAGCCGUCACUUCUGAUAUUUGGGACGAGAUCGAGAACCGCCUGCCGCUGAGGGACCACCGCCUCGUUCUGACAACCCACUCGAGGAGAGAGAUACUGCGAACCUCCUCAGACAGCGUUGCCAGCUUUCUCCAAACCUCCCACGAUGACUUCCUCCCACUACGCCUCUCCGUCCCGGUCCUGGGUGGCAAGGGUGGCUUCGGCUCCCAGCUGCGCGCGGCCGGCGGUCGCAUGUCGUCCAAGAAGAAGAACCAGGGAGAGAACAAUGGCUCCAGCCGCAGCCUUGACGGCCGGAGGGUGCGCACAGUCACCGAGGCCAAGGCGCUGGCCGAGUACCUCGCCAUCAAGCCCGACAUGGACAGGAAGGAAAAGGAGAAGCGGAGGAAGCGCUGGGAGCAGAUCGUCGAGAUGACGGAGAAGAAGGAGCACGAGAUCAAGCACAGCAAGGGGCGCCUGGACGGCAAGUGGGUCGAGGACAAGGAGGAGGCCGGAGAGCGCACGCGCGACGCUGUCCUGGCCGCUAUGAAGGCGGGCAAGUUCACCGACAACCUUGUCGCCAACCCCGGCGCGACCUCCAAGGCGCCCGAGAACGAGGCCGGAUCCUCGAGCGAUACAGACAUGGUGGGCGAGGAAGGAGGAAGCUCUGCCGCUACAUCGCCACCAUCCGAGCCAGAGACGAACAUCAAGGCAUCGACCUCAAAAGCAAAGAGGUUCGCUGGGUUCGACGACGAUGACGAAUUCAUGUCUAGCGAUGAAGAGGGUGGCAAGUAAUGAGAGGCUUAUGACCCAAUUGGUCUGUGCUGUUUCCCUCUGGAAGCGGAGUUUGGAGUUGGCGUUUAUGGGUACUCAGCGAUGUGGAUUGAUAUCACCUUUUCUGCAGCGGCUUUUUUUCUCUACGAGCUCUUCCCAGCAAGCAAUUGGCCCGAUAGCCGUUUUUCCAAUGCCAACUAAUCGACGACAUUUAUUAUUCACAUUAUAACCUACCAUGCGUCUUUGGAGCAGGAGUAAUACCCAAAGAGUCAGGUCCCGACAUGCGGGGACAUAGAAGCUAGGAACCAACAAUCACGAGCGGGCACUUCCCAUCGGGUUUUAUUGACUCGGGUCGCAGUG
Molecule: messenger RNA, 1291 nt
Organism: Gaeumannomyces tritici R3-111a-1
Lineage: Eukaryota; Fungi; Ascomycota; Sordariomycetes; Magnaporthales; Magnaporthaceae
Exons: 1
Coding region: 104-952 (282 amino acids)
Cellular component (GO): nucleus
Source: RefSeq, a predicted model, not a curated record